Molecule: messenger RNA, 8823 nt
Organism: Symphalangus syndactylus (siamang)
Lineage: Eukaryota; Metazoa; Chordata; Mammalia; Primates; Hylobatidae
Gene: PATJ
Product: PATJ crumbs cell polarity complex component
Biological process (GO): tight junction assembly
Cellular component (GO): bicellular tight junction; cytoplasm; plasma membrane
Molecular function (GO): protein binding
Source: RefSeq, a predicted model, not a curated record
AUGGAGUCUUGCUCUGUCACCCAGGCUGGAGUGCAAUGAUGCAGUCUCGGCUCACUGCAACCUCUGCCUCCCAGGUUCAAGCGAUUCUUCUGGCUCAGACUCCUGAGUAGCUGGGAUUACAGGCGCCUGCCACCACACCCGGCUAAUUCUUGUAUUUUCAGUAGAGGCGAGUUUUCACCAUGUUGGCCAGGUAUCUUUAAGAGUGAUUGAAGAGAAUAAUUCAAAAUGCCUGAAAAUCCUGCUACAGAUAAACUGCAGGUCCUGCAGGUACUUGAUCGCCUGAAAAUGAAAUUGCAGGAGAAGGGUGACACGUCACAGAAUGAGAAGUUGUCUAUGUUUUAUGAGACACUAAAGAGUCCUCUCUUCAACCAGAUACUCACACUUCAGCAGUCCAUCAAGCAACUGAAGGGGCAACUCAACCAUAUACCCUCAGAUUGUUCAGCCAACUUUGAUUUUUCUAGGAAAGGUUUGUUAGUGUUCACAGAUGGUUCCAUUACUAGUGGAAAUGUCCACAGGCCCUCUAAUAACUCGACUGUAUCUGGGUUAUUUCCUUGGACCCCGAAGUUGGGAAAUGAAGACUUUAACUCAGUCAUUCAACAGAUGGCUCAGGGCCGGCAAAUUGAAUAUAUAGAUAUAGAACGGCCUUCAACUGGAGGCCUUGGAUUCAGUGUGGUGGCCCUCAGAAGUCAAAAUCUGGGAAAAGUUGAUAUCUUUGUGAAGGAUGUCCAGCCAGGGAGUGUAGCAGACAGGGAUCAAAGAUUAAAGGAAAAUGAUCAAAUAUUGGCCAUUAAUCACACGCCAUUGGAUCAGAACAUUUCCCAUCAGCAAGCAAUUGCAUUAUUACAACAAACCACCGGAUCUUUGCGACUGAUUGUGGCCAGGGAACCAGUCCACACAAAAAGCAGUACUUCUAGCAGCCUAACUGAUACAACUCUGCCUGAAACAGUUUGUUGGGGCCAUGUUGAAGAGGUUGAGCUCAUUAAUGAUGGCUCCGGACUAGGUUUUGGAAUAGUUGGAGGAAAAACAAGUGGCGUGGUUGUGAGGACUAUAGUUCCUGGAGGAUUAGCAGAUCGAGAUGGAAGACUCCAGACAGGGGACCACAUCUUGAAGAUUGGUGGUACAAACGUGCAGGGAAUGACCAGUGAGCAAGUUGCACAAGUUCUAAGGAACUGUGGGAAUUCAGUCAGGAUGCUCGUUGCUAGAGAUCCAGCUGGUGACAUUUCAGUCACCCCUCCUGCCCCUGCAGCCUUACCUGUUGCCCUGCCUACUGUAGCCAGCAAGGGCCCUGGUUCUGACAGUUCUCUUUUUGAAACUUAUAAUGUUGAGCUUGUGAAAAAAGAUGGGCAGAGUCUUGGAAUUAGAAUUGUUGGCUAUGUUGGAACAUCUCAUACAGGGGAAGCGUCAGGGAUUUAUGUGAAAAGUAUAAUACCUGGGAGUGCAGCGUACCACAAUGGCCACAUUCAAGUGAAUGACAAAAUAGUUGCUGUCGAUGGCGUGAACAUUCAGGGUUUUGCCAACCAUGAUGUUGUUGAAGUAUUACGAAAUGCAGGGCAGGUGGUACACCUAACCCUAGUUCGAAAGAAGACAUCCUCAUCUACUUCUCCACUUGAACCACCUUCAGACAGAGGAACUGUUGUAGAACCACCAAAGCCACCAGCUCUCUUUCUAACUGGAGCAGUGGAAACUGAAACUAAUGUGGAUGGUGAAGAUGAGGAAAUUAAAGAAAGAAUGGAUACUCUAAAAAAUGACAACAUACAAGCCUUAGAAAAAUUGGAAAAAGUCCCAGACUCUCCAGAAAAUGAGCUGAAAUCCAGAUGGGAAAACCUAUUGGGUCCUGAUUAUGAAGUAAUGGUUGCUACUUUGGACACACAGAUUGCAGAUGAUGCUGAGUUACAGAAAUAUUCAAAGCUGCUGCCUAUUCACACUCUGAGGCUUGGUGUGGAAGUGGAUUCCUUUGAUGGGCACCAUUAUAUUUCUUCAAUUGUUUCUGGUGGUCCUGUUGAUACAUUGGGUCUCCUACAGCCAGAAGAUGAGCUGCUUGAGGUCAAUGGCACACAGCUCUAUGGAAAAUCUCGCCGAGAAGCAGUCUCCUUUCUUAAAGAAGUGCCACCCCCUUUUACUUUGGUUUGCUGUCGGAGGUUGUUUGAUGAUGAGGCUUCUGUAGAUGAACCAAGGUGCACUGAAACCUCUCUUCCUGAGACAGAGGUUGACCACAGUAUGGAUGUCAAUACUGAAGAAGAUGAUGAUGGGGAAUUAGCACUGUGGUCCCCUGAAGUCAAGAUUGUUGAACUACUAAAAGAUUGUAAAGGUUUGGGAUUCAGCAUUUUGGAUUACCAGGACCCUUUAGAUGCUACAAGAUCAGUGAUUGUGAUCCGCUCCCUGGUAGCAGAUGGUGUAGCAGAAAGAAGUGGGGGACUAUUACCUGGAGACCGCCUGGUCUCAGUCAAUGAAUACUAUUUGGACAACACCUCACUUGCUGAAGCUGUGGAAAUAUUGAAAGCUGUGCCACCAGGCAUAGUACGCCUUGGCAUCUGUAAGCCUUUGGUGGAAGAUAAUAAAGAAGAAGAAAGUUGUUAUAUUUUACAUUCAAGCAGUAAUGAAGACAAGACUGAAUUUUCAGGAACAAUUCAUGAUAUAAAUUCAUCUUUAAUACUCGAAGCACCCAAGGGAUUUAGAGAUGAACCAUAUUUUAAAGAAGAACUUGUGGAUGAACCAUUUCUAGAUCUGGGAAAGUCUUUCCAUUCCCAACAAAAAGAGAUAGAGCAAAGCAAGGAGGCCUGGGAGAUGCAUGAAUUUCUGACUCCUAGAUUGCAGGAAAUGGAUGAAGAAAGAGAAAUGCUUGUUGAUGAAGAAUAUGAGUUAUAUCAAGAUCCCUCUCCAUCCAUGGAGUUGUAUCCCUUGUCGCACAUUCAAGAGGCCACUCACGUGCCCUCUGUGAAUGAACUUCACUUUGGUACACAGUGGUUGCAUGAUAAUGAACCAUCCGAGUCUCAAGAGGCAAGGACCGGGAGGACUGUCUAUUCCCAGGAGGCACAGCCGUAUGGCUAUUGCCCUGAAAAUGUGAUGAAAGAAAAUUUUGUCAUGGAGUCCCUACCAUCUGUACCAUCAACUGAAGGAAACAGUCAACAAGGCAGAUUUGACGACCUGGAAAAUCUUAAUUCAUUAGCAAAAACUAGUCUGGAUUUAGGCGUGAUCCCGAAUGAUGUCCAAGGUCCUAGCUUGCUCAUUGACCUUCCUGCUGUGGCUCAAAGUAGGGAACAAGAAGACUUGCCUUUAUAUCAACACCAAGCGACGCGAGUUAUUUCCAAGGCCUCAGCAUACACAGGAAUGUUGUCUUCUAGAUAUGCCACUGAUACAUGUGACUUACCCGAGAGAGAAGAAGGCGAAGGAGAAGAAACUCCAAAUUUUAGCCACUGGGGUCCACCGAGAAUUGUUGAGAUUUUGAGAGAACCCAAUGUGUCUCUUGGGAUCAGUAUUGUUGGUGGACAAACUGUUAUAAAACGUCUAAAGAAUGGAGAGGAACUUAAAGGUAUAUUCAUCAAACAAGUUUUAGAAGACAGUCCAGCAGGGAAGACGAACGCACUUAAAACUGGAGAUAAAAUACUUGAGGUGUCUGGAGUAGAUUUGCAGAAUGCCUCACACAGCGAAGCAGUUGAGGCCAUUAAGAAUGCAGGAAACCCUGUGGUGUUCGUUGUUCAGAGCUUGUCAUCCACUCCACGAGUCAUUCCUAAUGUACAUAACAAGGCCAACAAAAUCACCAGUAACCAGUACCAGGACACCCAAGGAAAGAAAGAAAAGAGGCAAGGAACUGCUCCACCGCCAAUGAAACUUCCUCCUCCUUAUAAAGCUGUGACUGAUGACAGUGAUGAAAAUGAAGAAGAAGAUGCCUUUACCGACCAAAAAAUCAGACAAAGAUAUGCAGAUUUGCCUGGAGAACUGCACAUUAUUGAACUUGAAAAAGAUAAGAAUGGACUUGGACUCAGCCUUGCUGGUAAUAAAGACCGAUCACGCAUGAGCAUAUUUGUGGUGGGAAUUAACCCGGAAGGACCUGCUGCCACAGAUGGACGAAUGCGUAUUGGAGAUGAACUCUUAGAGAUAAACAAUCAGAUUCUGUAUGGAAGAAGUCACCAAAAUGCAUCUGCCAUUAUUAAGACUGCCCCAUCAAAGGUCAAGCUGGUUUUCAUCAGAAACGAGGAUGCAGUCAAUCAGAUGGCCGUUACUCCCUUUCCAGUGCCAUCAAGUUCUCCAUCUUCUAUUGAGGAUCAGAGCAGCACCGAACCUAUUAGUAGUGAGGAAGAUGGCAGCCUCGAAGUUGGUAUUAAACAACUGCCUGAAAGUGAAAGCUUCAAACUGGAAGACACGUCCCAGCUGAUUGGUCAGGGCACGGUGGCAGAUCAGCAGAAGGCACUGGAAUACCCACCUGACAAUGCUGUCAGCCAGAUGAAACAGCAAAAAUAUCCAACAAAAGUCUCCUUCAGUUCACAAGAGAUACCAUUAGCACCAGCUUCAUCAUACCAUUCAACAGAUGCAGACUUCACAGGCUAUGGUGGUUUCCAGGCUCCUCUGUCAGUGGACCCCGCAACAUGUCCCAUUGUCCCUGGACAGGAAAUGAUUAUAGAAAUAUCCAAGGGACGUUCAGGGCUUGGUCUCAGCAUUGUGGGAGGAAAAGACACACCCUUGAAUGCUAUAGUUAUCCAUGAAGUCUAUGAAGAAGGGGCAGCAGCCAGAGAUGGAAGACUUUGGGCUGGUGACCAGAUAUUAGAGGUUAAUGGGGUUGACCUGAGGAACUCCAGCCACGAAGAAGCCAUCACAGCCCUGAGGCAGACCCCCCAGAAGGUGCGGCUGGUGGUGUAUAGAGAUGAGGCACACUACCGGGAUGAGGAGAACUUGGAGAUUUUCCCUGUGGAUCUGCAGAAGAAAGCUGGCCGGGGCCUGGGCCUGAGCAUCGUUGGGAAACGAAAUGGAAGCGGAGUGUUUAUUUCUGACAUCGUGAAAGGCGGAGCCGCAGACCUGGAUGGGAGAUUGAUUCAGGGAGAUCAGAUCUUAUCUGUGAAUGGGGAGGACAUGAGAAAUGCUUCACAGGAGACAGUGGCCACCAUCCUCAAGUGUGCACAGGGACUUGUGCAGCUAGAGAUUGGAAGACUCCGAGCUGGUUCCUGGACCUCCGCAAGGAAGACAUCACAGAAUAGUCAGGGUAGUCAGCAGAGCGCACACAGCAGCUGUCAUCCCUCCUUCGCUCCUGUCAUCACUGGCCUGCAAAACCUGGUUGGCACAAAAAGAGUUUCAGAUCCUUCCCAGAAAAAUUCAGGCACAGAUAUGGAACCAAGGACUGUUGAGAUAAACAGGGAGCUCAGUGAUGCCCUUGGAAUCAGUAUUGCUGGAGGAAGAGGAAGUCCCUUAGGAGAUAUCCCUAUAUUUAUUGCCAUGAUUCAGGCCAGCGGAGUGGCCGCACGGACACAGAAGCUUAAAGUUGGAGAUCGGAUUGUCAGCAUUAACGGGCAACCUUUGGAUGGGCUGUCUCACGCGGAUGUGGUUAAUCUGCUGAAGAACGCCUAUGGGCGCAUUAUCCUGCAGGUUGUAGCAGAUACCAAUAUAAGCGCCAUAGCAGCUCAGCUUGAAAACAUGUCUACAGGCUACCACCUUGGUUCGCCCACCGCUGAACACCAACCAGAAGACACAGAAACACCUCCACCUAAGAUUAUUACUUUGGAGAAAGGCUCUGAAGGAUUGGGGUUUAGUAUUGUAGGGGGUUAUGGAAGUCCCCAUGGAGACCUGCCAAUUUAUGUCAAGACUAUAUUUGCAAAGGGAGCAGCUGCAGAUGACGGCCGAUUAAAACGAGGGGAUCAAAUUUUAGCUGUUAAUGGCGAGACCCUGGAAGGUGUUACUCAUGAGCAAGCAGUCGCCAUUCUAAAACACCAGAGAGGGACUGUAACCUUAACUGUGCUGUCAUGAGCCUCGGGCCUGAUCACAAGAUAGAUGUUGUUGCUUAGAAUAUCGACAGGCAGAUGAAGUUCUGAGUGGGUAUGAAAAGCACCCUCAACUAAAAUGCACCUUCAUUCUUAUUUCUUGUCCUCUCUGCUCAGGAGAAAUGGCUGAGGUUUCACGUGAAUUUCCCGAAUCAACAAUCAUCUCCUAAUGUUUCCCAGUUCCUGUCACCUGUUGGUGAGGUUGAUUUCUAAAACUUAAAUGAGUCUACCUGUUUUGCAUUUAAUUUCAGUGUUCUGAUCUCUUUUUUUUUUUUUUUUUGAGACAGAGUCUCACUCUGUCACCCAGGCUGGAGUGCAAUGGCGCAAUCUUGGCUCACUGCAACCUUGGCCUCCCAGGUUGGAGCGAUUCUCCUGCCUCAGCCUCCCAAGUAGCUGGGAUUACAGGCAUGCAUCACCACGCCGGGCUUAUUUUUGUAUUUUUAGUAGAGACGGAGUUUCCCCAGGUGGGCCAGGCUGGUCUUGAACUUCUGACCUCAGGUGAUCUGCCUGCCUUGGCCUCCCAAAGUGCUGGGAUUCCAGGCGUGAGCCACUGCGCCCAGCCCAGUAUUCUGAUUUUAACCAACUGGUUCUGAUUAUAUUUACCAAAACUGGAGUUAACUUCUCUUUCCUUAUACUCUUCUCUCCCUAUCCCCUACUCACACCGAGGCUUAACGGCAACCUCAGAUCUCAUCCAAUGGACAGAAACAAAUGUUAAGCAACUUGUCAUCUCACUCAUGAUUUACUUAUGCUAAUUGUCUCUUCAAGUAAGCAAGAAAACAUUAGCAGUGUAAUUAAUUUACCAGUGAUCCCCCAAGAUGAAAUACCAGAUUCUCCUAUGGGAAAUUACUGUGCUCUCUUCUGUAUGACUUAUAGUCAAAUAAGUCUCAAAUUCAUUUCUCUGGAUAGAUCUUUAUAUACUAGUCAUUGGUGAUUUUGAUGAGUCAAUUUACAGACUGUAAUCUUCUAAAAAUUCUGAAAUACUAAUUGUUUUCUGUGCCAUGUAAAUGCAUACCACUAAGCAAAUAACCUUAUUCUCAACAGGAACAACUAGCAUACAUGUUCUGAAUUCUAAUAGUGCUAAAUUACAUUCAAGUCCAGAAAGAUCACCUGGAAUUAAUGGCAUUUCAGUAGGUAGGCAUCAUUCCCAUCCCUCGGUCUUAGGAAAAGGAAGUAGAAGUCCCAGAACCACACUGCAGAGAUCAGCAAGUUUUGUCUCAAGUCAGACAAGGUCUAGGUGGCCUUGGCCUUGGCCUUGGCCUUGUGCAAAGUGGGUGACAUAUUUGAUUAUCUUUCCCUUUACCUCCAUAGCAGUCAGUCCAGCAGCACGGACUGCAGGAACCUAAUGGAGCAACAUACUUAGCUGCAAAGUGAGCAGAUGAAUUGAGCCUAGGAAUCUGUGAUGAACAUGCAUGGCUGAUGUUUCCUGAUCUCCAAGGAGACUCCCAUUUGCUGAAGUCUUGCAUGCUAAGAAAUCAACUACAGCAGAAAACACAAGAAUACCUUUAAGUUGAUUAUUGGCAAUCUUAUUCAUAUAUUAGCAAGAAAAAGGGAGAGAUGCUUACUGGUGGAUGCUAUAGAGUCCUCUGUUUUUAAAAGUACCAUGGCCGGGUGCAGUGGCUCACGCCUGUAAUCCCAGCACUUUGGGAGGCCAAGGCAGGCGAAUCAUGAGGUCAGGAGUUCAAGACCAGCCUGGCCAACAUGGUAAAACCCUGUCUCUACUAAAAAUACAAAAAUUAGCCGGGUGCAGUGGCAGGCGCCUGUAAUCCCAGCUACUCAGGAGGUUGAAGCAGGAGAAUUGCUUGAACCUGGGAGGCAGAGGUUGCAGUGAGCCAAGUUCGUGCCACUGCACUCCAGCCUGGGUGACAGAGCAAGACUCUGUCUCGAAAAAGAAAAAAACCAUGAAGGAUGAGUACUAGAGUCAGUAAUAGAAGUAGUUCAGCAUUAUUUAACUACAACACAAUGCUGCAAAUAUUUCACAGUAAUUAUCAAAAUCUAAUGGGCUCUAAUUUAAAAUGUUAUUUAAUAAGUAUAGAUUUUAACUGAGAAUUAUCUUUGAGUAGAUGUAAUCACAAAGUGCAUUAACUCUUGUUGGAAUAUUUUAUGGCUAUUCCAAAGUAUAGAGUGCCUAAAUUUUGUGUUGAAAAUGUCUUUCAUGAUGGUAUUAAGUUUUCUGAAAUUAAACAUGGCUUUUAAAAUUUCUAAUGUAUCCAAGAUGUGCAGUGUUGUUAGGAUCUCAUUCUUCAGUGCAUGAAAAGCUACCAACCUCAGAACAUUUUGUGUUAAUUGUACCUGCAAGAACACCUCAGGCAAGCCAAGAAGAAAUGAAACUCAAAUAAAACUUGAAAAUGCACCUUAAAAAUAUAUAUGCAUAUAAUAGUUUUGAAAUGGGAUUCUGCUUUAUUUUGAUGGAAUGGCCAUUAAAUACACAUUUUGAGAAAAUACAUUGUUGUUGUGUUUCUUUGUACAUUAUCCUUUUAGGUCAUGCUAGUAAAAGUAUAUUGAUGAAGGAAUUAUGAUGCUUUAUACUUCUUACUGCACUAAAUUGAUAGAACUAGGACUUGUCAUAAUUGGUUCUGUCUCUGCUCACAUGACUAAUAAGUAAUUGCCUUUCCAGAAAGAUAUUUUUGCCUCAGAACUUACUGACAAGCUGAGAGGCUAUGAAGAUGGAAAUCUGUGAAAGAAGUAGUGCUCUUAUAUUUGGCCUCAUCAUUUGGGCCAUUUCAGUAUAGUAAUGAUAUCACUAAUUAGAAUUAGCAUGAGAGGGAAGUAAGCCAGGAAGAAUAAAACUGCUGAAUGUUUGUAUGUAUAAGAUAUUUCCAAAGAUUCUAAAUAAAGGCCGUUGCGGAGUUUUAUUAUA